AGUGAGUAAGAAAGGGGUGGAGAGAGAGAGAGAGAGAGAGAGAGAAAGUGAGAGGAAGAGAGGGAGAGAGGGCGAGCGAGAUGACCAGGAGACGAGAGGCGAAGCAAGGAAAGAGAGAUACACUUUGAACACUUCUUGUUUCCUUGAGCUUCACAAGGAGUUCACAGAACCGGUUAAGAUGGCCUUCUUGUUGAUGUUCGUGACUCUGCUGCAUUUGAUCACGCUGGCCAUGAUGUUCAUCGCCACUAUGGAGAAGUCCUGGUGGACGUGGGAUGAAGUGGAGCGAGCGGAUCUCUGGCACAAAUGCAUCUACGACAACAACACAGACACCUUCAUGUGCACCUCUGCAUCUGAGAAUGAUUGGUUGCAGUCGGUGCAGGCGCUCAUGGUCCUGUCCGUGGUCCUCUCCUCCAUCUCCUUCAUUUUGUUCAUUUGCCAGCUCUUCUCCAUGUCCAGGAGGGCACUCUUCUACUUCAGUGGGCUUACCCAGAUCUUUGCAGGUCUGUCGACGUUUGCAGCAGUCCUGAUCUACACUUUCCAAAGAAAAGAGAUCCUACAAGACCCUCGGGAGCUGAGUAAGGGCCAUUUCGGCUACUGCUUUAUCCUGGCCUGGGUGUGUAUCCCCCUGCUGCUCAGUAGUGGGGUUCUCUAUGUCCACCUGCGCAAGAAAACACAUACUGCAGCCUGAAUAAAUUGUUUGGGAAUAAGCCGGUUCUAUGAAUCGACUCUUUUAGAUGUACUUUAAGAGCCGACUUGCACGUACGAGCUUUAUUUCUCUCUCUCUCUCUCUCUCUUUGUUCAGUAGCUGUAAGCAGUGUCAGUGUAUUUUAAUCAAAAUCCUUUGAAAUUUUUUUCAACAUCUGACCUGUUUGUUGUGUCAAGUGUGAAUGAUGAGACGUGUGUUUGACUUCUUUAGUGAAAUAGAUUUUAUUUAUAUAUUUUUUUAAAGUAAUGUUUUGUCAAGUAAGGUAGAGUAAGAUUAAUCAUAUCUAAGCAAAGAAGUACAAUCGCUGUUCAAUAUAUGGAAAACUUUGCCCUUCCCCCCCCCCCCCCCCCCCCCCCCCCUUUUUUUAAAGGCAACGAGCCGUUUGGGAUCCGAAAGAGUCGACUCUUAUUGGUGAGUCAAAUGUGAAUCAAAUGAUCAGACUCGCUGAAAAGAGCAGGGAUUUCAAUCAUUAACCUAAAGUAUUUUCAUAACCAAAUAUUAAUUAAGCUUAGUCAGAGGUUACAUUAUUUUGCUUUAGGCAAAUAAAAAUCAACAGUCAGUCAGUGUAGUCACAGUGCAUUUGCUUCUCAUCCCGGAUCCCUUAGCUUCCAUUCUGCCCAAAUCAGUUAUUAUUAUUAUUAUUAUUAUUAUUAUUAUUAUUAUUAUUAUUAUUAUUUUCAAAUUGUGAAUUUUUUUUAAAGAAUAUUGUUUAUAAGAGCUACCGCCUACACAGUUUACCAUCUUCCCAUAGAUGGCGCUGUUGUCCUUAAAUACAUAAAAAUUCUUAAAAUAAUUUUUUUAAAGACUAUUAUCAUAAGUAUUAUGACCAAACCUAGAGAUGGAACAAAUGUAUUAUUCUCACAAUAUCACAUAUCAAAUCAUUGCAGAAGUAUUAUUAUCAAUAGUAUUAUUUUUGGAACUGGACUGAAAUAGAUGAAAGGGUUUUUUAAAAAAUGUCCCCCAUUAGUAUUAUACAAUAUAGGGCUUUGUGGCAUGUUUUUGAAUUUCAUUUUAUUAAUAUAUUAAAACAUACAUGCAUUAAUUGUAACAAUAUUACUUUUAAUAAGAGAUGUACACAUGCACUUUUAUUUUUUUCAUAUUGUCAGUUUUCUUUCUUGAAAUAUUUUUUAUAUAGAGUAUACUAUACAAUAUGCUGUUAUUAAAGGAUCUAAAUGCUUUUUUUUAUUAAUGCAUUAACAUAUACUAUAUGAACAUUGAUGUUACCUGUAAUAAUGAAGGAACAUCUGUAAAACCUAACAUACUAAAUGGUAUAAAUGACA
Molecule: messenger RNA, 1986 nt
Organism: Ictalurus punctatus (channel catfish)
Lineage: Eukaryota; Metazoa; Chordata; Actinopteri; Siluriformes; Ictaluridae
Gene: emp3a
Product: epithelial membrane protein 3a
Exons: 5
Coding region: 179-688 (169 amino acids)
Cellular component (GO): plasma membrane
Source: RefSeq, a predicted model, not a curated record